GAGGUCCUCAGGACAUAAAAGCAGGCUGUCUCGUGUAACCAAUGCGUUUCUCCUUGCUUGCCGUCAUUGCUGCUCUGACAAGUGCGGAUAUAACCUUUGCGCUUUGUAACAGCGUUGCGGUGGGAUGUGCUAUCCUAAGGACUCGCAAGAUUACGAAGAGUUGGCACGUCGCGAGAGUGAGUCAUGUUUCUGCCUUCGUGUUGGAGUUAUUCAUGGUUCAAUUCCUAGUGACUUGCUGAGUUGUUCAUUAUGAUCG
This is a messenger RNA of Suillus subaureus, 256 nucleotides long. RefSeq lists its product as uncharacterized. The transcript has 4 exons. The record is from RefSeq and is a predicted model, not a curated record. Lineage: Eukaryota; Fungi; Basidiomycota; Agaricomycetes; Boletales; Suillaceae. Bases 42 to 239 code for a protein of 65 amino acids.